UCGUCUUUUGUUAUCCAAGGUGUCCAAAAGUAUUUGUGUGCUGUUAUCGGUAUGCUACAUAAAAGUAAAACUUAUCAAGUUAAUAUCAAAAAUAGUGAUCCAGACACCAGUGAAAGGACAUAUCCAGUAUGGAUGAUAUGGAAGAAACGACGAUAUGUGGUAGCAAUAAUGACCUUUUUUGGAUUUUUCAACAUAUACGCGCUAAGAGUUAACCUCAGCGUAGGAAUAGUGGCAAUGACUACGAAACACGAAGUGAAAUUGGAAAAUGGAACUGUCACAUAUGUCAGAGAAUUUGAUUGGGACUCAAAGGUGCAGGGAUACGUACUGAGUUCAUUUUUCUACGGUUAUAUUCUCACUCAAGUCGCCGGUGGCUGGUUGGCUGCAAAAUUUGGUGGAAAACACGUCUACGGUAUUGGUGUCGCCGUAACGGGAGCCUUGACCGUGAUAUCGCCAUUCGCUGCUAAGCAAAGCUACUAUUUACUUAUAGCAAUACGUGUCAUAGAAGGCAUAUUUGAGGGAGUGACAUAUCCUUGUAUACACGCGGUGUGGGCAGAAUGGGUCCCGUUGCUGGAAAGAAGCCGCCUAGCGGCCAUAGGAUUCUCAGGAAGUUACGUUGGGACGGUCGUGGCGAUGCCGGUGUCUGCAAUAUUGGCGGAUAGAUUUGGAUGGGAAUCGAUGUUUUACGUAUUUGGUUGUGUGGCAUUACUGUGGUUUAUAGCUUGGUGCAUUAUAGUGUCAGAUUCUCCCAGCAGAGAUCCUUACAUAAGCAAUUCAGAAUUAAAACACAUUCAGGAAUCGUUAGGAGAACAACAAGUCACUCGAAUCGCAAAACAUCCUUGGAGAAGUAUUUUUACCUCGAUAUCAGUAUGGGCCAUCAUUGUGGCUCACUUUAGUGAAAACUGGGGAAACUAUACUCUAUUAACUCAAUUGCCGAUGUUUAUGAGAGAUGCACUGCAUUUUCAAUUGGCUUCGACGGGAAUAAUGUCCGCUAUACCAUACCUGGUCGUCUCUGUAGUAACGCCGAGUGGUGGUCACGUCGCUGAUUGGAUGCUAGAAAAGAAAAUCUUUAACGUCACCCAAGUUCGAAAGAUUUUUACCUGUGGAGCAUACGUUGGACAGGCGGUCUUCAUGAUAAUGGCAGUCUAUAUUUUAACACCAGCAGGAAGUAUUACAUGCGUAUCAAUUGCGGCUGGUCUAGGAGGGUUAAUAUGGGCAGGAUUUGGAGUUAACCAUUUGGAUAUCGCUCCUCAGCAUGCUAGCGUGCUAAUGGGAAUAAGCAACACUUUUGCAAGUAUACCUGGAAUAAUUAGCCCAAUUUUAAGUGGAUAUAUUGUCACAAAUGCUAGUGCGCAUGAGUGGCAAACAGUUUUUGUUAUAAGCAGCAGCGUGUACCUUUUUGGUGCCAUAUUUUAUGGUAUUUUUGCCAGCGGUGAAUUACAGCCUUGGGCGAUACAUGUCGAGGAUGAUGUUAUGGAUCAGGGACAUGAAGAACACAAACACGAGCAAAACCUCGCUCCCACGUCUAGCUAAUGCUUAUUUUGGUCCAUGUUUCCAAGGAUAACGAUUAUCAUUUUAGAAAAAAACAGUUGAAUCUGAAUAGAUUGUGUAUAUAUUAUAUCUUGGGUAUCUAGUCGAUUAAAAAAAAUUAUUUCAAAAACUUAACAAACCACAUGCGUACAUAUAAUUAGAUGUUGUCGUGUAAACCCUACGUCACGCAGACUCUUAUUUUGGCCUUAGCGCCAGCGGUAAUACUGAGGACUCAUGCAUUUUACGUGCAAAUCUGGUGUAUUUACGAAUAAACACAAGGUUAGGUUAUUUUAUUUGAAUUUGUAUCUCGU
Photinus pyralis (common eastern firefly) is the source of this 1838-nucleotide messenger RNA. RefSeq names its product vesicular glutamate transporter 1-like. The transcript is spliced from 8 exons. Gene Ontology annotation, biological process: monoatomic anion transport; transmembrane transport. The record is from RefSeq and is a predicted model, not a curated record. Gene Ontology annotation, cellular component: plasma membrane. Gene Ontology annotation, molecular function: transmembrane transporter activity. Bases 52 to 1530 code for a protein of 492 amino acids. NCBI's taxonomy places the organism in Eukaryota, Metazoa, Arthropoda, Insecta, Coleoptera, Lampyridae.